GCGUCCCAUUGCGUCUCAGACCAUUGUCCCUGACAAGACGACGGCGCGCAAUGAACUGUAGUACAGACUCGAGCAGCUGCUAGACUUUGAUCCAUAGCUGUCACGUCCUUGCAACUACCCGCUCCGAUGGCCGCCGCCGCCAGCAGCUCAAACUCCCCCACGCUUGAUCUAGAUGCUCUGAUUCAGAGUCUCCCCGCAUGUAAGAGAUGCCGAGAGUGUCGCCGCGGAUGCGACACCUUAUUACCGAAGUGCAGGCAAUGCACAAAAGCCGGCGUGGAAUGCAUGUUUUACGACCAUGGACGCAAUGAGCUGCUGCCACGAAGCUAUAUCAGCGAGCUGGUAGAUCGUGUGCGUAGUCUGUCAAGCGGGAAUCCUUCACCAGCAGCUUCGGGUAGCGCUUUAGAUCAUGGCGUAUUCGGCACGCAGGUCAAGACUGAGUUCAUCGCUUCUGAAAUUCCUCGAUACGAGCAUCACUUUGCCGAAGCCGGAAAUAGCUACCGAUAUCUCGGCGCGGAAUCGUGCCUCCUCAAAUCACCCAGACUGCACACUGCGCAUGAGGUCCGCGGCGAGCAAGAUGACGAAGAACUCGACGAUUGGCACUACACUAACAAACAUUCGCCCGAGAAGCAGUACGAGCUGAUGCAGCUGUUCCUUGAGACAGUCCAGCCAAUCUACCCCAUUCUGGAUCCAUCUCUACGUUAUCUUGGACCGGAUCUGCCCAGCGACCUCACGUCGACUGAGAUGUUCUCGCUGUACAUGAUAUAUUCUAUAGCAUGCUACAUCAUCCCCAAUACUCGCAAAAAGCAACCGCCAGAUCAAGACUGGAACCCCACAGGUAGGCUUGCAUAUCAUCAGGCCAAUUCUAUCAGAUACCGCUCUCUCGCGACUCAAUACUUCGCAGAUGCUAUGGAGCACCUCGAGUUAGCAACAAUGGACCCAAAUAUCGACACCAUCCGUUCCGUCCUUCUACUUGCCAUCAACAGCUCGUUCGACCCAAUAGCGGGUAACAUUGGUCAGCAGAUAGCUCUUGCAGGCCGGCUUGCGUUCGAUCUAGAGUCAAAAAGCACAUUACAAGAGCUUGGUCCGGACGAUGUCCAAAUGCUCCGAGCCAUGCACAUGACUAUAUUCUGCCUUGAAAAUCAGAUUGCAUCUACACUAGACAGGCCGGCAUUGUUUCCAGAACCGGAAGAAGAUUUGUGUUUCGACAAGGAAAAGCCCGCCGAAUAUCUUUGCUCCUUGUAUCGUAUGCAGAAUCGUUUUCGCAAGGGUGACCACCUUGCGAAAGAGAAGGUCAAGAAGCUACUCCCACUCUUCGACGAGAAAGACGAGUUGCUUCCUGUCAUACGCAUAACCUUGCACAUUACACAUCUGUUGCUAAAUCCUUGCUGGGGAAGCGCGUGGCAUGUGCUAGAAGCUGUAGUAAGCUUCGGUGGCAUCCACGUCUUCGUCACACCACACUGGGUUUACCGAGCAGGCACGGUGCUCAUCCAAAACAUGCCUGCGAUCUUUGGUGGUAACCUCAUCCAACUGUAUUCAAACGCGCUUCUCGUUCUCGAACUUUCUUCCUGGAGGUGGCCGAGCUCCGCUGCUCUCUCCGCGUCGCUGGUCGACCUCAUGCAGCAUAUGAAAACGAAGUACCGGCCAGACUGGUCCGACAAGCUUCAACAAGGCGACAUGUCCUCUUCGUCCGCUGCGGAAAAUAUACGAAAAACCCAAUCUAAGGGUCCGGGAGAUGUCGACAUCGUCCAUCGCGGUUCCCGAGAAAUGCCUCCAACUCCAGAUUCCUGA
Messenger RNA from Alternaria alternata, 1788 nucleotides. RefSeq lists its product as hypothetical. The record is from RefSeq and is a predicted model, not a curated record. The coding region runs from base 127 to 1788 and encodes 553 amino acids. The transcript has 7 exons. Gene Ontology annotation, molecular function: sequence-specific DNA binding; zinc ion binding; DNA-binding transcription factor activity, RNA polymerase II-specific. Gene Ontology annotation, biological process: positive regulation of transcription by RNA polymerase II. NCBI's taxonomy places the organism in Eukaryota, Fungi, Ascomycota, Dothideomycetes, Pleosporales, Pleosporaceae.